CAUUUAUUUGAACCCAAUAUCCGACAUUUUGUCUUCUCUCUAGGGUUUUGGGGUUUCGCGGGACGAAAUUGAAAAUGCAUCUUACUCUUGAAUUCGGGUUUUGUUUUUCCAGCUACCAUCCAUAGGAUGGACAUGACAAUAGUAUUAGCCUUUAAAUGCAGUGGGGGAUUGGAGCUCCUAUGCAACUCUGUGAAGAUUCAUAAUGUCAGUAUCGAUCCUGAAAAUGGAGCAGGAAAAUUAAUCAUGAAAGAUUUGCUCUCUUGGGUUCGUACUAAUCUGAUCAAGGAGCGACCAGAAAUGUUUAUGAAAGGCGACACUGUGAGACCUGGUGUUCUGGUGCUUGUAAAUGAUUGUGAUUGGGAACUUAGUGGGCAGCUUGACACACCAUUGGAAGAGAAGGACGUGGUAGUGUUCAUAUCCACAUUGCAUGGAGGAUAAUAACUUGAUCAGGAAUAUGUAUUUUCCAGGUUGUAUCUACAUAAUAGUUGUCUGAGAUAAUCUAGAACUUGGACAUUUUAACCUUAAAAAUCCGUCUCUGUUUUUCCUGAAAUUUGUCCGACUAUAUGACAACAUGGGCAUUGUUUGUUGCCCUAGAAUAUAUAUACAUAGUAAUCUUCAUGAGAUUUUGCUCUGACGAGACUUGAGAAGUUGAGAUCAAUGUUUAUGUUGAAUAACUGGUGAGGGGAAAAGAAAAGCUGAGUUAUAAUUAA
Messenger RNA from Momordica charantia (bitter melon), 710 nucleotides. RefSeq names its product ubiquitin-related modifier 1 homolog 2. Gene Ontology annotation, cellular component: cytoplasm. Lineage: Eukaryota; Viridiplantae; Streptophyta; Magnoliopsida; Cucurbitales; Cucurbitaceae. The record is from RefSeq and is a predicted model, not a curated record. Gene Ontology annotation, biological process: tRNA thio-modification.